GUAUGGAUUAUAUGGGAUCUCCAUCUCGACAAGUGUACUCUUCCCAGCAGGCCCAGCUGCUGUCUGUGAAUAUGGGCCAGAUCCCAGCAGAGAAGCCGUGCAAUGGUAAGAUGGAGGCUUCAGCUUCGGUGGAACAUGAGGCUCUGAGCACAGCUUUCCGUUCAGUGCCACUGGCUGAGGAGGAGGACUUUGACAGUAAAGACUGGGUCAUCAUCGACAGGACUGAACUGAAAGACUUCCAGCCUGGUGUGGAGGCCAGUUCAUCAGGAACAACGGACGAGGAGCCAGAGGAACUACGUCCCCUAGAUCGAGUUGAAGCAGUAGCUGUUCGCCCAAAGAGCCAUGAAGUGAGGACCAAGCCUGAACAGGACAGUGCGAGGGAAACGCUGCUGCUGAGUCCAGGCCGUUCACCGCUGCACCGUUCCCAACCAGCUACCCAGUGCACGAGGAGAGAAUCUGAUCCAUCAGCCUCUGAACCACAGUUUGAGGAGGAGGGUGCGGAUGCGCUGCCUCAGCACUCGGUGCCGAGGUACAGCCCUCUGAGGAGACUCGCCUCCUCGGUGUUCUCUUCCUCCUCCCUAGAGACCGAGCACUACCCACAGCCCAGCAACAGCUUUCUCCAGCGUAGCCGCUCAGCGGAAAGCAGCCCAGCCCGACUGCCAUCGUCAUCUCGGAGACACAUGCCUCUUGUCACAGGCAACCACCGACUGAUGCCAUCUGUCCUCCGUAUCUCACGCACACAGCUUCAGCAAGUGUGGGCUCGCUUUGUGUCUAAGAGCUGACACCUUCCCCCUGCCGGGAGGCUGGCCGAA
Messenger RNA from Rhincodon typus (whale shark), 812 nucleotides. RefSeq names its product tau-tubulin kinase 1-like. Bases 3 to 782 code for a protein of 259 amino acids. The transcript is spliced from 2 exons. The record is from RefSeq and is a predicted model, not a curated record. Lineage: Eukaryota; Metazoa; Chordata; Chondrichthyes; Orectolobiformes; Rhincodontidae.